This is a messenger RNA of Ailuropoda melanoleuca (giant panda), 1058 nucleotides long. Its product is annotated as putative zinc finger protein 833. NCBI's taxonomy places the organism in Eukaryota, Metazoa, Chordata, Mammalia, Carnivora, Ursidae. The record is from RefSeq and is a predicted model, not a curated record.
AUGUUCGUUAGUCAUUCACGCUUUCAGGCACACACAAGAAUUCACAGUGGAGGAGAUUUUGAUGAAUGGAAGCAAUUUAAAAGAACUUCAGUUCCCCCACCCAGCCAUGCUGAGCAUGUGCAAACACACACUGUUAAAAAAGCCUAUGAAUGUAAGGAAUGUGGGAAGACUUGCACAGAUUUGAAAAGCCUCAAUAAACACAUCAUUCAACUUCACACUGGAACAAAACCAUUUCUGUGUAGUGAAUGUGGAAAAGCUUUCAAUACUUCCUCUUGCCUUUAUGUACAUUUGAGAAUUCACACUGGAGAGAAGCCAUAUAAAUGUAAGGAAUGUGGAAAACACUUCUCUUGGCUGUCAGCCUUUCAUGAUCAUGUUCGGACUCACACAGGUGAAAAGCCUUAUAAAUGUAAGGAAUGUGGGAAAGCCCUCAGUAGUUCCUCAUAUCUUAACUAUCAUUUGAGAAUUCACACUGGAGAAAAGCCCUUUGAGUGUAAGGAAUGUGGGAAAGCCUUUACAACUUCCUCACAACUUAAGUUACAUUUGAGAAUUCACACUGGAGAGAAGCCAUACAAAUGUAAGGAAUGUGGGAAACGCUUCUCUUGGCUGUCAGUUCUUUGUAAACAUGUUCAAAUUCACAGUGGUGAGAAGCCCUAUAAAUUUAAGGAAUGUGGGAAAGCCCUCAGUCGUUCCUCAGUACUUAAUGCACAUCUGAGUAUUCACACUGGAGAGAAACCCUAUGAAUGCAAGGAGUGUGGGAAAUCCUUCCCUCUUUCUUCAAGCUUAAUUAGACAUUUAACAAUUCAUACAGGAGAGAAACCCUAUCAAUGUAAGGAAUGUGGGAAAGCUUUUGCUUGGCGCUCAUUACUUAAAAAACAUUUACAAACUCACAGUGGAGAGAAGCCCUGUAAGGGUGAAUGUGGGGAAUUCUUCAGUACUUCCUCAUACAUAAAUGACCAUUUGAGAACUCCAGGUGGAGAGGCACCCUAUGAAUGUAAGGACGGCAGGAAAGUCUUCACUACUUCUCAAGCCUCAUUCAACAUUUAAUAAUUCACACUAGA